ACUCAUUUUACGUGGCGCGCAAAGGCAAACCGCAGUAUGAUAAAUAUCGAUGUAAAACAAAACUCAGUCUCGUCAACAAGAUUCAGUUUUCUUGAAUUGCGUCGUCGGUAAAAGUGCUAAGUUAACCGGCGCCGACUGGACGUUAGCGAUGGUGCCUGACUUAGCAAGGAAAUAGCCGUUUGUGAUUAUCCCUUACACACCCUGUAUUUGAUUACUUUGACCAACAUGAACAGAACCAAGCUGAAACUUCCCAAGGUGUCACCAGGACAGAGAGCCAUCUCUACUUUCUUUACCUCUGGAAACAAGGCUCUACGUCCUAAGUCACCAGGGACGACGUGCUCUGUGCUUUGCAAGACGGACGUGCAGGUGCAAAAUGAAGGUGUCGUCGCCAAUGAAGUAUACUCUCCCUUAAAGAGAAGCGUCCUUGGGGAUAUCGAGAACUUUCUCCCCUCCUCUCCAGACCAGGUUCCCGAGACCCCGAGUAGUCAGAUGAUUGCUGACGUUAAAGUGCUGAGCCUUGAGCCAAAGACAGAAUCAUCUACUUUGUGCAAUCCUGUCCACUUGUCCCCUGUCUGUCAAAGUCCUCGCUCCAAAGGGCUGAGUGUAAUGUCAGACCGUGAAAGCGUGAACUGUGGCUCAUUCAAAAGGUUCUUCAAUCCUGAAGAUCUCCCUGAAACAAAGAGGCCAAGAACUGCUGAAGCAUUGGAACACAGCCCCAAGAAAGAAAACACACAUGGGAGAGAGACUGUUUUUACUGCCAUAAUUAAGCAGAAGAAGACAGAAAGCAAAAGCGUAGGGAUCCAUGUGCACACUCCUGAUGUACAAAUUGACACACUUGCAGCACAGACGCAUAUAGAGGAAGAAGAGGCUGACACAGUGGAGAAAGAGACAAAAACAGCUUUGGAGUAUUCAGAUGUGGCCGAGCACAAACUGAAAUCAUCCAACGAGAAGCCAGCAGAAGGUGAAAAUGGGACCACGUCAGCAUUUCCCGUGGAGGAGGAUCUGGAAGAAAGCUGGUUCACACAGCAGAUGGAGCCAAGUGAUUGUCCUGUCCCCAGGGAGAAAGCCUGGAAGUUACCAGAUCACCUGAUCCUCUGUGGAGGUCUAAACAACCGCUACUGGGUUUUAAACGUGGAGGAGAGGCCUGAUCAAAAAAUCCUGACCAUCACACACUCCAGAUCUCUACAACCCACCGAGACGUGUCUGCUGAAAGACGGGUGGGAGAUGACGCCUGUUGGUUGCGGCGACGUGGUCCACCUGGAGGGCAAAGCUGAGGCUGGAUCCUGGGUGGUGGACCAAGAACACGGACUGCUGGUUUUACUGCCAGACUAUCUCAUUUCAGGCACCAGCAUCUCCAAUUCCAUUCGCUGUAUGAGGCGGGCAGUGCUCGGGGAGAUGUUUAAGAGUUUUGACGGCGGCUCCAAGCAGAUGCUGAACGGCACCAUCGUCCACGAAGUGUUCCAGAGAGCAGCCACAGCGAAAGAUUUCUCUCUGGGCACUUUGUCGACCAUGGCUGAGGAGGCUCUGCACAGUCCCCAGUACCUUGGGGACAUGUACAGUUUGGGUGUAACCCAGAAUGAGAUGAAGCAGGAGCUGCAUGAUUACCUGCCCUCAUUGGAGCUCUGGGCAAAGGAAUACCUCAACUCGCCAACAUCAAAAGUCAUCAGCCUCAAAAUGCCAAGAAAUAGCGGGGUGGUAGCAGGAAGAACACAUGACUCUGCCACCGCUACGAUUGCAGAGUUGGCCGACAUCGAAGAGAACGUGUGGUCGCCGCGAUUCGGCCUCAAAGGCAAGAUUGAUUUGACGGCACGGGUUCGAAUCCAUAGGACCCCAAACGUUAGCCAAAAACCUUCUGAAGUGAUGACUAUCCCCUUGGAGCUGAAAACUGGAAGGGAGUCGAACUCGAUAGAACAUCGCAGUCAGGUGAUUCUGUACACGCUGAUGACGUUGGAGAGAUACAAUCCCGCAGCCGGUUUCCUGCUUUAUCUGAAGACUGGAAAACUGCAUGCUGUUGUGGCCAGCCACAUGGACCGUCGAGAAUUGCUGAAGCUGAGGAACACCAUGGCCCAUUACGUCCACAACUGCGUGCAGAAGGGCGUGGAAGGAAGUCGCCUGGCCCGACUUCCUGACAUGGUGACGGACAAAAAGACCUGCCAUUAUUGCCCUCAAAGAAGAAACUGUGCUCUGUAUGAAAGGGUGUUGGAAGGCACAUCCACAGAUCUCAGUGAUGACUUUAUGCAGCUGGAGACAGGUCACCUGACUGGCACGCACUUGGAUUAUUUCGCCCACUGGCUGCUGCUGUGCAGCCUCGAGGCCGCCAGCAUGGAGGCCAAGAAUGGCCGAAAGCGUGUGUGGCUUCAGACGCCCGAGGAAAGCGAGAAGAAAGGAAGCUGCAUCGGGAACCUUCAUCUGAUCGGCUCUGCAAGUGUGCAGCCAUCGGGUGUUUUCCUUCAUCAUUUCCAGCGGGGGAACGAGACGCACGAGUCAAGCGGUUGCGGCCUGGCCAGCGGCGAUCGCGUCGUCCUUAGCGACCAGGGAGGUCAUUUCAUCGCCAUGGCAACAGGCUACCUCUGUGAUGUAAGCAAAACAUCCAUCAGUUGUACCUUGGACAGGGAUCUGUCAAAGCUCAUGGAGGAAACGUUUCGAUUGGAUGCUGACGAAGGAGUGAUGGGUCUCAGCACUCAUCUCACCAAUCUCUCCAGGCUGAUGGAAAGCAGCCAAGACAGUAAUCGUCUGAGGGAGUUGGUUGUGGAUCAUCGUUCUCCGGAGUUUAUUUCCAAUCUUAGUGAUGUCCUACCCAGAGAAGCCAAAGACACGGUGGCAAACAUCCUCAAAGGUCUCAACAAGCCCCAGAAACAGGCCAUGAAAAAGGUGCUGUUGUCUAAAGACUACACACUGAUUGUCGGCAUGCCCGGCACAGGCAAAACCACCACCAUCUGCACCCUGGUUCGCAUCUUACACGCGUGCGGCUUUAGCGUGUUGCUAACCAGCUACACCCACUCUGCUGUCGACAACAUCCUGUUGAAGCUGAAGCGCUUCCAAAUUGGCUUCCUGCGUCUUGGCCAAGGGCAGAAGGUUCACCCUGAUAUCCUUCCAUACACGGAGGAAUGCGUCAGGAAGAAAGGAGUCCACACACUGUCAGAACUGGAGCAGCUUUAUAACAAAGAGCUGGUAGUGGGAACAACUUGCAUGAGCAUCAAACAUCCCAUUUUCACAAGACGGCGCUUUGACUUCUGUAUUGUGGAUGAAGCGUCGCAGAUCAGCCAGCCCAUCUGCUUGGGCCCGCUGUUCUACGCCAAUAGGUUUGUCCUGGUUGGCGACCACCAGCAACUGCCCCCAAUUGUGCGUCAUCAGGAAGCAAGGUCGCGAGGGAUGGAUGAGAGUCUGUUCAAACGACUCGAGUGCCAUAAUGAAGCUGUGGUCCACCUCAAUGUCCAGUACCGCAUGAACAGGCAGAUCAUGUCCCUGAGUAACUGUUUGAUGUAUGACGGCCGCUUGGAGUGCGGCUCGGAGCGGACGGCGUCGGCUCUCCUCUCGCUGCCCUCGCUGUCGUCUGUCCUGUCGGAGCUCGGCUUUCUCCCUGACGUGCGCCUCCAGCAGGAUCUGGAGUGGAUACGGGUCAUGUUGUUACCUAGCAAACCUGUUUGCUUCCUGGAUUGCUCGGUGGUGCCAGCUUUGGAGUCGAUGCUACAUGGAGGUAUAAGCAAUCGCACUGAGGCGGCCAUCAUUCACCUCCUUUUGUCACUAUUGAUAAAGGCCGGUUGUAAGGCCAGUGACAUAGGCGUCAUCGCCCCCUACAGACAACAACUGAAGACUGUCUCAACUCUGCUGAAGUCAUCUGCGUUUAGUGGCGUGGAGGUAAACACGGUCGACAAAUAUCAAGGACGGGACAAGAGUGUCAUCGUGCUCUCAUUCGUCAGGAGUACCACUGAAGAAGAAAACCUGGGAGAGCUGUUGAAGGACUGGCGCCGCCUGAACGUUGCCAUCACCAGGGCCAAACACAAGCUGCUCAUGGUGGGCUCUGCGUCCACGCUCAGACGAUACAGCCCCAUUGAGAAACUACUUCGCCAUCUGGAGCAGGAGAACAUGGUAAUCCAGCUCCCUCCGUCGGCCCACAAAGCCUUUCCCAUGAUGCUCCUGUGAUCACCUCGACGUCCGCAGCAAUCGAAUGCCGCCUCGCCGGUCACAGUGCAGUAACAGAUGUCUUUACAGUACCUAGCAUCUUCAAUUAAAAAAAAUAUACUGAUACAUAGUUUAUAUUUGUGCUCACAAUCGUGAAUCAUUGUGGGGUUUUUAAUCAACUAAUUUAACUGGGUAAUGUAAUUAUUAUUUUUUUAUCAUUACAAUGUGAUUACCCCCGUUAACCUGACACUAUUUCAUACUUGAAUACAUUUGAGUGAAACACACUCAUCUGUAAAAACGUUAAAGUGUUGUACAGUAACUGUAUAAUUUAUAUUUUCGGUCAUUUAAAUGGUACAUAUGGAAUUUGAAAAGACAAGAUGCUAAAGAGGAAGGGCAAUAAGAACUGACAUGCUUUGGUUUCAACUUGAAGGUUUAAUUAGAUUAAGUCAAACAUCUAAUGUGAUGAUAAUUAAGAUUACUGACAAUGUAAUUCUACAAAUGUUUUUUUUACCUUUCCGCCCAUUUUUGUAUAAUUGGGUCGUCUGUAAUUUUAUCUGUCCUUUUGUCUUUUUUUGUCACCUAUUUGAAUAAUAAAAUUAUUGAUAAAACAUGA
This is a messenger RNA of Syngnathus typhle (broad-nosed pipefish), 4735 nucleotides long. RefSeq names its product DNA replication helicase/nuclease 2 (gene dna2). Gene Ontology annotation, cellular component: cytoplasm. The transcript has 25 exons. The record is from RefSeq and is a predicted model, not a curated record. Gene Ontology annotation, molecular function: 5'-flap endonuclease activity; single-stranded DNA helicase activity. Gene Ontology annotation, biological process: replication fork reversal. Bases 226 to 4143 code for a protein of 1305 amino acids. Lineage: Eukaryota; Metazoa; Chordata; Actinopteri; Syngnathiformes; Syngnathidae.